Camelina sativa (false flax) is the source of this 645-nucleotide messenger RNA. The record is from RefSeq and is a predicted model, not a curated record. NCBI's taxonomy places the organism in Eukaryota, Viridiplantae, Streptophyta, Magnoliopsida, Brassicales, Brassicaceae.
AUGGGUGAUACGGGCAGUGGAAGCCCUGCUGGUGGCCCAAGUGGAAGUACAACUGAUAGUAUGGGUAAUACGGGUAGUGGAAGCACUGCUGGUGACGCAAGCGAUGGAGAUGCUGCCGGUGAUGCUGGAAGCUCAGCUGGUGGACCAAGUGGAAGUACAACUGAUUCAGGAGAUGGAAGUAUGGGUGAUACGGGCAGUGGAAGCCCUGCUGGUGGCCCAAGUGGAAGUACAACUGAUAGUUCAAUGGGUGCUGGAGGUGGAGCAGGUGGCGAAAACGGUGGAGCUGCUGCUGAUGGAUCAAUUGAUGCUAGUGGUGGAGAAAAUUCAAUGGGUGGUGCAACUCAACGUACUGAAAGUGGUGGCAGCGCUGCUGCCGGUGUUGAGAGUGAAACUGAAAGUUCAAUGAUUGGUGGAGGUGCCUACAGAGAUUCUACAGGUGGAAGCUCUGCCAGUAGCCCCUCUGCUGGUGGUCCGAGUGAAAGUACAACUAAAAACUCGAUGGAAGGUGUUGCGGGUGGCAGUGCAACUGUUACAAGUUAUCAAGCUGCCAAUUAUCAAAAGACACACUCAAAAUCGUCAGGCAAAAGCUCCUUUAGCCAUUCUUUAGAGGAGAAAAGUUAUGGAGGUGCCAAUGCUGACUCGUAG